AUGCCAAACAAGACCGUCUUGAUCACCGGCAGUAACCGAGGUCUGGGGCUCUCGUUCGCAAAGUACUACGCCAAAGCGGGGUGGGACGUCAUUGCGACAACUCGCAAAGGAGCCAACCUUGACGAGUUGACGGCGCUGUCGCCCUUCAAGAUCAUUUCCUUGGACGUGCGAGAUGAGUCGUCGGUGCUUCAGAUGGCCCAAGAGCUCGAGGAGAUGCUGAUCGAUCUUGUCAUCAACAACGCUGGCACGUUUACCGGCAGUGGGAACAUGACGUCGACCACCAAGGACGCGCUCAUGACGGAGUUUGAAGUUCACGCCGUAGGUCCGUUCCAAGUGACGCGUUCAUUGCUGCCAAACCUGAAGUUGGGGGCGAAGUGGAAUGGCAAGAACGGGGCUCUGGUGGCGCAUUUGCCGUCGGUCUGGGCCAGCAUCGAGACUGGCAGCGGUCCGUACGCCUACGCGGCGUCAAAGGCGGCCCUGCACAUGAUCAACCACCGCAUGGCUGACGAGAUGAAGCGCCACCACAUCGCUGCAAUUCUGCUGGACCCAGGCUACUACGAACGCGAGGCGGAUCGAGUCGUGGCCGCCAUGGCGCGUAUCAUCGAGAAGUCGAAGCUGAAUGACACCGGCAAGUUUUUCCACUUUGAGGGGCACGAGAUCCCGUGGUGA
Phytophthora sojae is the source of this 669-nucleotide messenger RNA. RefSeq lists its product as hypothetical. The record is from RefSeq and is a predicted model, not a curated record. The transcript is spliced from 3 exons. NCBI's taxonomy places the organism in Eukaryota, Oomycota, Peronosporomycetes, Peronosporales, Peronosporaceae. The coding region runs from base 1 to 669 and encodes 222 amino acids.